GACCACUACAUACAUAUAUAGAGAUAUCGAACUGUGAUUACACAAGAAUAAUCUCUCCUUAGUCGCUAUAGGGUAAUCAGUUAAAAAGACCAAUGAAGAUACAUCGUGCCAUAAUCCUGGUGACACUCUUGGCCUUGAUCAAGACCGCGGUUUCCCAACUUCAGUCGAUUGAGCAGUGCAGAGAGGUGUUCGACAGUUUCAUGCCGUGCAUGGGCUUCGUCGAGGGAAUCUUCCAGCAACCUUCUCCGCAAUGCUGCAGAGGCGUGACCCACUUGAACAACGUCGUCAAGUUCAAGACUCCAGGAUCGAGGAAGAAUGAGCAGGGGAGUGGAGAGCUAGAGAGAGUAUGUGAAUGCAUUGAGAUAAUGGGAAAAGCAGAUCAUCUUCCUUUUCUGGCAUCCGCCAUCAACAAUCUUCCACCCCUUUGUUCGCUUAGUCUCAGCUUCCCUAUAUCUGUUGGAAUGGACUGUUCUCAGUUCAGAAACAUGAAGGAACUCGAUGCUGAAAAGCUAAAUUAGUUACAAGUAUGUAUGAAUAGUGGAAAUGGAAGACUUGUAAUAGCUAUGCAUGAUAUAUAAUCGAACUUAUUGUAUUA
Raphanus sativus (radish) is the source of this 595-nucleotide messenger RNA. Its product is annotated as protein ARABIDOPSIS THALIANA ANTHER 7. Gene Ontology annotation, cellular component: membrane. The transcript is spliced from 3 exons. Gene Ontology annotation, molecular function: lipid binding. The record is from RefSeq and is a predicted model, not a curated record. Gene Ontology annotation, biological process: lipid transport. NCBI's taxonomy places the organism in Eukaryota, Viridiplantae, Streptophyta, Magnoliopsida, Brassicales, Brassicaceae. Bases 93 to 518 code for a protein of 141 amino acids.